Messenger RNA from Cavenderia fasciculata, 3789 nucleotides. RefSeq lists its product as uncharacterized. The coding region runs from base 1 to 3789 and encodes 1262 amino acids. The record is from RefSeq and is a predicted model, not a curated record. Gene Ontology annotation, biological process: sexual reproduction. The transcript has 6 exons. Lineage: Eukaryota; Evosea; Eumycetozoa; Acytosteliales; Cavenderiaceae.
AUGUACAGAUAUAGUAGUAGUAACAGUAGAUUAUUGUUAUUAUUAUUGUCUAUAAUAGUCAUUAAUAUAGUUGUUGCAGAUAUUGAUGUACAAUGGACAACUAGUAGUGGUGGCAAUGGUCAUUAUUACAAAUCUAUUACAGUAUCGUCAACUCUCAUUUCACAAUCAUCUGCUGCAUCUAUAUGCUCAUCUGAUACCACUUCACAUCCAGGUUUAAAAGGAUACCUAGCAACGUUUACUUCACCACAAGAAUGGGAUUUUGUCGUCUCUCAACAAGUUGUAAAAUCAAACCUAGCUGGUGCUUCUUUUUGGGUAUCUGGUGUUCAAUCAUCACCAGGUCAAUGGUACUAUGGUGAUGGUCCAGAGAAAAAUCAACGAAUGUAUAAUCUAUUUACUGAUCAAUGUUUUGGGUAUUGUGCAUUUCAAAAUUUAGAACCUGGAUUAAAGGCCAAUGAGAAUUAUAUUUAUACAUCAUUUGAUAAUGAUGGUCAUGUAUGGUGGAAUAAUGAUGUUAAUAGUGGUUAUGGUUACAAUUAUGUUUGUGAAUAUGGUGGAAUGGAACUUCCAUUUGUUUCUCAGGCACCCGUUACUGGUGGUCAAGUUGUUAUUAGUAAUUUGGCUGGAUUAAAUAUACCAGCUCUAUCGGUUUCAUUUGUACAUAAAACUACAUCUCAUAUCAAUGUUUGUACUUUUGUAUCAGCAACCUCUGGUGUUUAUAUUUGUUCUGUUCCUCCAAUGACUGGAGAAUUUACUGUAUCUUUAUCUGAUGGAUCUACUGUAAAGGCCACAUCUUAUAGACCACAUUCUCCAUUUAUAUCGGGUGUAUACCCAUCUCGUAAUCAAUAUGGUCAUGUAACAAUACUUGGUGGUAAUUUUGGUGUAGUUGAAAAUUUAAUACAGGUCUUUGUUUCAAAUGCUAGCGUUCCAUGUGGCAUUAUAGCUUUGUUAAAUACUAUUCAAGGUGAUACUCUUGCAUUUACAUGCUCUCUAACUCAAGCAAUUCCAUUGGGAUUAUCAUUCCUUCCCAUUAAAGUCAUUGUUGAUGGUAUAUCUACUACAAGUUACAAGACUCCAAUUUUUUGUAUUGAUAGAUUUUAUAGUUCAUCAUUUUUUGAUGCAGAUUUUCAAACAAGUAAAAAUGCAAUAGAAAAUAAUUAUCUGUUGGGAUCACAAAAAGGAUUUGUUGCAACUGUAGAUUCACAAGCACUACAACAAUGUCUUCUCAAUUCCCUCGUACAACUCUACAAAAAUGUACAAUGGGGUGUUUGGCAAGGUGUAUUAUUCGCUGGUGAUGAUGAUUUACCUAUUUUUACUUAUAGUUCUGGACCAAAUAUUAAUACAAAUAUGACAUUUCCAUCUACAACAACGAUUGAAACAGCUGCAAUGACAAUGGCAUCACCUGCAGCAAUUAACCUAAGUACAUAUACUGUUUAUUUUACAUCACCAACAGCUGCUGGUUUGAUAGCAUUUGGAGGAAAACCAAAAUGGAAGGCUCCAUUUUCCAAUAUUGUACCAACAUCUGGAUCAGAUCUUACACUUUGGGUAGAUGAUAUUGGAAAUCUUUAUACUCGUGAUAAAAUGUUUGUCCAAAUGGUUACUGACUCGGGAACCAUUAAUAUUGUCAUCAAAGAUAUUUCCUAUGUUGUAGGUCAAGUUUUCCAUUCAAUCGUUGUUCAAAUUCCAGCUGGAUACAAUGCAAACCACGCAAUUUCCUAUUCCAUCGAUGGAAGAAGCACUAGUAAUGAUAUGGUUAUCAGUUAUCAAGCUCCUGUAAUCCAAACGAUCGUCCCUCUUAAUCCACCAACCUCGGGUGGUCGAGUAACUUUUAUCGGGAAUGGAUUUCACACCAAUGCUAGUAUAGUAAAUGUUUAUUUGAAUGGUGCCUACAUUUCAUGUUUGGUCGGAAGUUUUACUAGCAUUUCUUGCAACAUUCCUCAAGGUGUCGGUGCAUUGGUGGGAAGUAUUACAGUUGGCUCUCAGUCAACAUCAUUCCCAACCACCUUUUCUUACCAAUCACCAGUUGUCCAAAAAGUUUCACUCAUUGACAAUCAAGUUGUUAUUGAAGGUAUAAACUUUGGGUUUGAUUCGGCACCAAUCCAUAUUCAACUUGGUGUCUUUACUUGUACCAAUGUUGUUUUGGUUACAGCAAAUACACUUGUCAAGUGUAUCCUACCAUCAAAUUUUGCACCAAUUGGAUCAGUAGCCGUUAUUGUAAAUGCUGGUGGCGUUGCAUCAAAUUCAAAUGUCAAUGUUGAUCUUGUCCCUCAAAUUGUUUCAAUUGACAAGAAACCAUCGACUAUUGGUGAUAAUAUUACUAUAGUUUCAAAUUUGGUUGGUUCAACCCCUUCAGUUUAUCAAGCCGAUGGUUCUGGUACUAUGAUCCUCCUCAUAUGUAGUCUUGUUUCAAAUUCAUUUAGUUGUCAAGUUGGAUCAGGAUUUGAUUAUUUCCAAAUAAUAGUUAAAUCAAAUGGUUAUAGUAGUAUUCCUUUUAUUACAAGUUAUCAAGAACCAAUUAUUAAAUCAUCAACAUCAAUUUCAAAGGGACAAGCAGGAAAGAUUACUAUUACUGGUAAUUCAUUUGGUUCAAAUAUUGUAAAGGUAUCAGUUUUGGUACAAAAUACAACAUGCACGACACCAAGUUUUAUUGACUUUUCUGGUGAGAUUGGUAAUCAAUAUUUGGAAUGUCUUUUUGAUGGAUUGGUAGAUGAUAGUCAAAUUAAAGGAAAAUCGUUAAAUGUGACAGUACAAGUUUCACAACUUGUAGGUACCAAUCAAGUGUUUAUUUAUAAUCCAUCCGUACAGAUACAAUGUCCAAAUAAUUGCUCUGGUCACGGUAUAUGCAACUACAACUUUGGAGAUUGCAGUUGUGAAGUUGGUUAUGAAUCAAAUAUCGAUUGUUCAACAAAAUCUUCUUCAAACUCAACCUCUUCCAAUACUGUUGUAAACGAAAAGGGUGAAACCAAAUUAUCCUUUGAUUUACCAAAGGCAGUAAAUUUUACUACUAGCAUCAAAUUUAUUAGAGAAGUAGACAUUGAUGAUCAAAACGUCAAAACAAUUGUAAUGAACACUGUACAGUGGACCGUCGAUAACAACUCAUCAACUUAUUAUGGGUCGUUACCAAAUGAUACUGUACAAUUUCAAGUACAAGUUUUAACCUACGUCAAUGCCACUUCUAUUACUUUUGCAGGUCAACCUUUACAAAUUGCCUCCAAUUCAAUCAAAUAUAAUUUUAAAAUUAGUAAUUAUAGUUGGGUAACAGCUCUAAGUUCAUUACAAGUUGUAUUUUUAACAGAGACUGAUUCACUCCAGAGCGGUGAUUGUGGAGAAUCAACGACAUCUAUUGAACAAAGCCAACAAGGAGACUCUGUCUAUUGGACCAAGGUGCAAGUUGGACAAUCGCUUCUCAACAGUAAAUUUGCAUCAAGAAUGAUAUUAGAUGGUCGUAUUGUCCAAACAAAGGUGACAAUAUUGGAAAAAACAGAUUCACUUCAACAAUUGGCAGACUCUGAUAACCCAGAUGGACUCAAUCUUCUCACUGCCAUCAACUUGUUUUAUUUUGGUCAGAAUGCCGAACUUGAUCCUUCAUUCUCGGCACUCUUGGUUGGAGAAGGUGCAGACAGUGGAAAUUGUGAAAGCGAGAAAUUCGCCACUUGGAAGAUCAUCACUAUAGUCGUUGUUGGUGGCGUUGCCCUUAUUGCUGUUGGGGCGACAAUGUUCUUGCUCAAAAAGAAAAACGUCAGACUUUAUUUUUCAACAAGAGUUAAUAGCGUAAAAAUGACUAGACGCUAA